AUGAAAGCAUUCACCUCAAAAACCCAUAGUGCUAUUAUUUAUGAUAAAAAAUGUGGACAUUCAGGUCGUACUAUUGCUAAAAAUUUAGGGUGUAACAUCUUGUUUAAAAACCCUAUUUCUGCAUUUACUAUACGUCGUACCCUUAAAAAAGUUGGACUUAGUGCUCGUAUUCCUCAUCACAAACUUGCAAUGACAGAAGCAUAUUGUCAAAUUCGUCUUGAAUGGGCUCGCGUACAUGAAAAAUGGAUAACAAGACAAUAG
Molecule: messenger RNA, 261 nt
Organism: Funneliformis geosporum
Lineage: Eukaryota; Fungi; Glomeromycota; Glomeromycetes; Glomerales; Glomeraceae
Source: the annotation of a GenBank genome assembly